This is a messenger RNA of Pichia kudriavzevii, 1689 nucleotides long. RefSeq lists its product as uncharacterized. Gene Ontology annotation, cellular component: membrane. Gene Ontology annotation, molecular function: acetyl-CoA transmembrane transporter activity. The transcript has a single exon. Lineage: Eukaryota; Fungi; Ascomycota; Pichiomycetes; Pichiales; Pichiaceae. The record is from RefSeq and is a predicted model, not a curated record. Bases 1 to 1689 code for a protein of 562 amino acids.
AUGUCGAAACACCGGAGAUCGCAUUCGCCAACAACUGGAAGUAGCGGGUCUACGUUCAUUGACUUUGAUAUCGACGAAUCUCAGUAUAUUCAAACAUUCGCAGAAAACAAGCCACUUACUAAUGAAGAUGCUGCAUUACCCAAACAGGAUUACUCGAGGUUUUUUCUCUUAGUUCUACUCUACUUUAUCCAAGGUAUUCCGAUUGGUUUGGCAUUUGGUAGUGUUCCAUUUUUACUUAAAUCCAGCAACUUGUCGUAUUCUCAAGUUGGUCUUUUCUCAUUAGCAACAUAUCCAUAUUCGUUGAAAAUUUUUUGGUCUCCAAUAGUCGAUUCAUGCUACAUUUCGACAGUUGGUAAAAGAAGAUCGUGGAUCAUUCCAAUCCAAGUUGUUUCUGGACUCUCGUUGAUUUAUUUGGGUAAUAAAAUAGACAUUUGGAUGUCCGAUGAUAGUUUGAUUUUAAGAAAUCUAUCUCUUAUAUCUGGAUGCUUCUUUUUUUUGAUUUUGUUAUGUGCAACGCAGGACAUUGCAGUUGAUGGUUGGGCAUUGACUAUUUUGAGUAAAAAUGCAUUGAGUUAUGCUUCUACUGCUCAAACUAUCGGUUUGAACACGGGAUAUUUUGUUAGUUUCACUAUUUUCCUUGCUUUUAACUCCAAAGAUUUCAUGAACAAAUACUUCAGAAAAACUCCCCUUGAUAGAGGAUUUAUCUCGUUGGGAGAAUACAUGGUUUUGGCAGGGUUGUUGUAUUUAGCCAUCACUGCGUUUAUUGUUAUAUUUAUACCGGAAAACCCACCAGUACAUAAAUCUGAUGGUUUAGAAUAUGCAAAAGAUGAGGGUGAUGACUCAAUUAAAACGGUCUAUCAUAAAAUGUUCCAGGUUUUCAAACUAAAGAACGUACAAACGUUUAUUAUACUGCACCUGAUCUCCAAAAUUGCUUUCCAGGCUAAUGAGGGUGCAACUAACCUAAAACUACUAGAUAAGGGCUUCUCAAGAGAAGAUUUGGCUAUCACAGUUUUAAUAGAUUUUCCGUUUGAAAUUAUUUUUGGUUACUAUGCAGCACAGUGGUCUAACUCGGCUAGGCCUUUGAAACCUUGGUUAUAUGGCUAUCUCGGAAGGAUUUUUGCGGCGGCUUUGGGACAAAUCUUGGUUUGGAGCUUUCCAAAAAGUGGUAAGGUUGGUUCGACUUAUUUUUUAUUCGUUAUAGUUCAACAUUUAUUGAGUUCUUUCAUGUCAACUAUUCAGUUUGUGUCAAUUUGCUCGUUCCACACAAAGAUAGCAGAUCCAUUAAUAGGCGGUACUUACAUGACAACAUUAAAUACACUCUCGAAUUUGGGAGGUCAGUGGCCUAAAAUAAUAGCUCUUUACUUGAUCGAUUCUUUCUCUUCCUCAAUCUGUGUUGAAAAUGCCUUUGCACCAGAUUCAAAAUCUCGGGCGAACAUAUUUAAAGACAAACCAUAUUACCAAUGUUAUCAGAGUGAUUUGAAAACACAGUGCAUCGACAAUGGUGGUUCCUGUAUCUCCAUUAAAGACGGUUACUAUACUACCAACUUUAUAUGUAUUGUGCUCGGCUUGGUGCUGUAUUAUGGAUGGAUAAGAAAAACUGCAAUGCACUUAGAAACACUACCUAUUGGUGCUUGGAGGGUUAAAGAAAAGGGAAACAAAAACGGUAUUCGUAGUCAUUUGCCAUUAUAA